CGGAGUUGGCACAAAGGCGACUUGAUGCCCAAGUGCGCAGCGGCACCUUCUCAUGCCAAUGUCGGCAGCGCCCACACCGCCCAUCAGAAGCUACAUGCUCUAUACCAAAGCGUCUUGCAAACAUCGGCCAUUUUGGCGCUUUUGGCGACCGAGAUGACGUGGCCGAAGGUGAUGGACCUCCUGACUGCCAAGCAUUACUCCAUGGGGCACACGGUGUGGCGAGCUGGUCAAGUGCCGAUCGAAAUCGGGUUCGUUUUGGACGGACAGUUUGAGCUGCAACCAGGAACGGACAACAACGCGUGUGGCGGUGCCACGACCAAAGUGUGCACUCGUGGCGCGAGCGUUGCCGGAUUCGCCACGGUCCACCAUCUCCCCCUUGAGUACUCGGUCGUCGCUGUGAAGUACAAAUGUACCCUCAUGACCAUUUCCAAGAGCAAGUUCACGACAGUCUUGCAUCAACUUGACGCGUCGCGAGCCCAAACACUUCAAGACCUUCUCGUAUCAACCCACCAAGACGACAUGCUAGCUCUAUAUGCCCCCGCCGCCGUGGCUCCAUUGGUAAAUACCCGUCUCCCUCCAGCACCAGUGAUGCCACCACCUCCAUUACUCCCCACGACCCUCGCCGUCGAAUAUGAAAGCUCCAGUGGCACGCUUGUGCUGCACGAGCCCGUUCGCAACCCCCGUGGGACGCUCAAGCCCCGGUUACAUCCCAUUUGUGUCAAAGCAAAGGCCAACAUGGUUCGUCGGCUCGAACAGCUUCACGUUCCCGAACACUACCAAGCAGCCGACUCGAUUCCAUCACCGAAAUCUGUGAGCUACCACGGCACUGUGACCAAAAUCAAGCCGGUUGGAAGGCUCCUAAAGGCUCUGGACAAACAGAGAGACCCCCUCGUGGUGCAUGCCGAGCGAGAGCUAGCGUGUGGAAGGGCGGCAUCUUCUUUGCUGGCCCCAACGCCUCACCAUGCACUUCCAACCACUCAUACGCAGUCCGUGCCGUCAUUACCAUCCCUCGUGCACCCACACCUGCGACCCAUCGUCCAGCGUCAAGUGUCCCCCAUCGCCAACAAGCUGUACAUUCGAAUGGAUUCCACGAGCGUUGAAAAACACACUGCCUUCCUCGGUUCCAACGCCCCCUCUCUCCAAUCGCGGACGACCCCCCUCCAGCGGCCAACAACCGUACCAACCCCCCCUCCACCACAAUGAGAUAGCACUACGUCUUAUUAUUUAUGCAUACAACUUGGCUGGAACGUCGAGGCGACCGUUUGCGCUAUGACCCCAGCAUUGCACGCGGCCUGUUCGAGAUAAAAUGCCACACCCGUGAUCCCAUCCCAGCGUCAGCUCGUCAAAUGCAACGAGCUUGGGGAUGUUGGUGACGCCUUCCGUCAUGCCCCAGCACAGCACCGUCUUGUCUCCAGCCUAUGGAACCCACAGCACCAGGUUCUUCAGACUUAAUUCUCAUCAUCAGAAGAAAAGG
Aphanomyces invadans is the source of this 1474-nucleotide messenger RNA. RefSeq lists its product as hypothetical. The record is from RefSeq and is a predicted model, not a curated record. The transcript is spliced from 4 exons. Lineage: Eukaryota; Oomycota; Saprolegniomycetes; Saprolegniales; Verrucalvaceae. Bases 25 to 1203 code for a protein of 392 amino acids.